AUGGCUUUAUUCGGACAAGCCCUGUUUGCCCUCAUUUUACUGUUGGCCAUGUCAGCGUUUUAUGUAAAUCACCAAAACGAACAAGCUCGCUCCGAAUACAAAAACAAGUUAUCAUCGUGGAAUGAAAAGGAUCUUGUUCAACUCAUCACGACCCAAAACAAAGCAGCUCAUGGUAUGAUCGUUCAUGACGAAACUCUCCGAUCUCAAAAACUGCUAAAAGUUUUGGAAUAUUUCAUGUUUGGAACUUGCGAAAAUGCUUUGAGAGAGCAACGAAUGAGCAAAGUGAUACUUGCAAUUCAUGGAAAUGGCUGCACAGGAUACAUGUUUUCAUCAUAUGAAGAUAUGGCCUUAAAGAAUAAUAUUUGUAUAAUUGCACCAACGAUUCCAGGAUGGGGUUUGAGUUUGUCUUUACAUGCUGUCACCAUAGAAGAAUUUUCAAAAUUAAUGAAACAAUUGCUUGUGGAUGAGUUGAAAAUAGUGACACAAUUUAAUGUGUUGGGAGCCUCCAUGGGAGCACCCUAUGCAGCUGGUGUGAGUGCAUUUCUUUCAACAUUUGUGAGGAAUGUCAACCUAUUUGCCCCUUUUGGAAAGAAGGCUAUUGAUAAUGAACCCUUUGGAGAAUUGAAUGCAUUUCAAAAAGCUGCUUAUCAAUUGCUUCUAUCUUCCUAUACUCGCGAUUUUCUUGUCGAUUGGAUUUUAAUGCCAAUGGUUUUAAAAGAUCCAGCUCAAACGUUCGAAUCCAUGUAUCCGCAUGAAUAUUCUAGUCUUAAAGGGACGACUCAUGCAAAAUUACUAAUUGAUGAAAUGAAAAGAUCUGUAAACUGGACAAGUGUUGGAAUGAAGGAGUCAUCGGCAGUGUUGUUAAACGAAGAGUGGGGGUUUGAAUUGGAUUCUAUCUGCAAUGUGAGUGGAAAAAUCAUUGUGUCCAUGGCCGAAAAAGAUACAAUGAUUUCGAAGAAUAAUCCUCAUUAUUAUAUGAAGAAGAUUGCCAAUUCUCAAAAGCAGGCAAAAUUAGAGGUAUUGAAAAAUAGAACUCAUUUCAGCUCUGUAUUGGAUCUCGAGAAAGCGCUGCUAGCUUUAGUUGAAUAA
Messenger RNA from Naegleria lovaniensis, 1089 nucleotides. RefSeq lists its product as uncharacterized. The coding region runs from base 1 to 1089 and encodes 362 amino acids. The record is from RefSeq and is a predicted model, not a curated record. The transcript has 3 exons. Lineage: Eukaryota; Heterolobosea; Eutetramitea; Acrasida; Naegleriidae.